AUGGCCUCUAGAAUCUCCAUGGCGCGCCUUUCGGCCCAGCGCCUCUCGGCUGUGGCCAGAACUACUCCCCGGGCUUCCUCCCAACUUCGCAGUGUGAAGGGUCUGUCUACUCUUACACGCACCAAGGCUUCAGGACUGCUGCAGGCCUCAAGCAAUGUUUCGCGACUCAACCUCGCCCCUCUGGGAGGCUACCAAAUCCGCACCUAUGCCGACUCUAUCGUCAAGGUCCCCAACAUGGCCGAGUCUAUUACCGAGGGUACCCUGAAGCAGUUCUCAAAACAGGUUGGUGACUUCGUCGAGCGUGACGAGGAAAUUGCCACCAUUGAGACCGACAAGAUCGAUGUCUCGGUGAAUGCCCCAGAGUCCGGUACCAUCAAGGAAUUCCUCGUGAGCGAGGAAGACACCGUCACCGUUGGACAGGAUCUCGUCAAGAUUGAGCUUGGCGGUGCGCCCGAAGGCGGCAAGAAGGAUGAGGGUGCCGAGAAGCCCAAGGAGGCUGAGAAGGAGUCUUCGCCCGCCCCCGCUGAGGCCGAGAAGCCCAAGGAGGCCGAGCCCAAGAAGGCCGCCCCCCCUCCCGCUGAGAAGCCCAAGGAGACUCCCAAGGCCGAGUCCAAGCCUCAACCCGCGGCCCAGCCCGCUCUGGGCAGCCGUGAGGAACGCCGUGUCAAAAUGAACCGCAUGCGUCUCCGUAUUGCCGAGCGCCUCAAGCAAUCCCAGAACACCGCUGCCUCUUUGACCACUUUCAACGAGGUCGACAUGUCCUCGCUGAUGGAGUUCCGCAAGCUGUACAAGGAUGAUGUGCUCAAGAAGACCGGCGUGAAGCUUGGUUUCAUGAGCGCUUUCUCCCGCGCCUGUGUGCUUGCCAUGCGGGAUAUCCCCGGCGUCAACGCCUCCAUCGAGGGCCCCAACGGCGGUGACACCAUUGUGUACCGCGACUACGUUGACAUCAGUGUCGCCGUUGCCACUGAGAAGGGUCUCGUUACUCCUGUCGUUCGCAACACCGAGGGCAAGGAUCUUGUUGGAAUCGAGCAGGCUAUCGCCGACCUUGGCAAGAAGGCUCGUGAUAACAAGCUGACCAUUGAGGAUAUGGCCGGUGGUACCUUCACCAUCUCCAACGGUGGUGUCUUCGGCUCCCUGAUGGGUACCCCCAUCAUUAACGCCCCCCAGACCGCUGUGUUGGGUCUUCACGCUAUCAAGGACAAGCCCGUUGCUGUCAACGGCAAGGUUGAAAUUCGCCCUAUGAUGUACCUCGCUCUCACCUACGACCACCGUCUCCUCGACGGCCGUGAAGCCGUCACUUUCCUCGUCAAGAUCAAGGAGUACAUUGAGGACCCCCGCCGUAUGCUGCUCUAA
Molecule: messenger RNA, 1353 nt
Organism: Penicillium salamii
Lineage: Eukaryota; Fungi; Ascomycota; Eurotiomycetes; Eurotiales; Aspergillaceae
Source: the annotation of a GenBank genome assembly